AUGACUUCCUGGUACAGGCGAUUCCAAAAGCCGCAAUUUUCUCGGCUAAGGUUGCGUCAGCCCACCCAAUCGGCGUCCUGCUCGGGAUGCCCAGCCUUCCUGGUCCCUAAACAGCAGGCGCCAAUUGGCAUGGAUGGCAACCUACGGUGGCGAUUCGAGUUGCAAGCAAAUGGCACAUUUCCAGAAAGCCACCGGAUUACUGACUACAUUUCCCCGGCAGAGUAG
Molecule: messenger RNA, 225 nt
Organism: Pyricularia oryzae 70-15
Lineage: Eukaryota; Fungi; Ascomycota; Sordariomycetes; Magnaporthales; Pyriculariaceae
Exons: 3
Coding region: 1-225 (74 amino acids)
Source: RefSeq, a predicted model, not a curated record